Anthostomella pinea is the source of this 1038-nucleotide messenger RNA. The record is from the annotation of a GenBank genome assembly. Lineage: Eukaryota; Fungi; Ascomycota; Sordariomycetes; Xylariales; Xylariaceae.
AUGCCACUCAUCAUAGUAACCGGGUUCCCCACAUCCGGCAAGACAACGCGCGCGAAACAGCUGCACACCUACCUAACAGAACGCAUCCAGACGGCACCGCCCAGCGGCAGCGCGCCCAAGUACCGCCUGCACCUGAUAUCAGACCAAACGCUCUCAAUCUCGCGGUCCGUGUACGACCUGUCGGCGCUGCCGGCGCACACGCGGUCUGCCAACGCCUCGGAGAAGGACGCGCGCGCCAGCCUGUACGGCGCCGUCAAGCGCGCGCUCAGCGACCGCGACAUCGUCAUUCUCGACGGCCUGAACUACAUCAAGGGAUGGCGGUACCAGCUCUUCUGCGAGGCCAAGGCCGUGCGCACGCCCAGCUGCGUGCUGCAGGUCGGGUGCUCGCGGGAGCGGUCGCGCCUGCUCAACGAGGCGCGGCUGGCGAGGGAGGCUGCUGUCGAGGGCGCGGGGGAGGCGCGCAGGGAAGGGAAUGAUGUCGAUGGGGACGGCGAUGGUGGCAACGAGGAGGGAGCGUACGAGCCUGCGAACUGGGAGAACUUGGUGUUCCGGUACGAAGAGCCGAAUGCAAUGACGCGGUGGGAUAGCCCGCUGUUCACGCUCAUAUGGGAGGACGGCGAGGAGCAGGCCAAGCAAGUUUUUGAUAGCCUGUGGGAUGCGAUCGCAGGCGACACGAGGAAGGUCGUCAAGCCCAAUCAGGCGACGGUGCAGAGGGGCCGAGAUGCGGGCGGGGAUUACCUGUAUGUCCUCGACCGCGAAACCCAGGAGAUUGUCAAGCGCAUACUAGACCAGCAAGGAGACGAAGGCGGCAACGAUGUCAAGAUCCCGCAAUCUGGCGCGAAUGGUAACGAGGAACUGGUGGUGGAGCUCCCGGCUGGGAAGAAAAUCGGCCUGCCUCAGCUACAACGGCUACGGAGAGCCUUCAUGGGACUGAAUCGAGGCGGCAUUGGCCUCGAGAACGUUGGGAACCUAGGCCCCGGGAGGAUACGGAAAAGCUUCGUGGGCUAUCUUAAUGAUGCAUUUGAGAACUAUGGCUGA